UAGAACCUAAAAGAUAAAAACAACAGUGGUUGACUGGACAUAGCUGGUUUCCUUCUAAAACUCACAUUCCUCGUAAUUCAUUGUCUUCUUCUUCCAUAAAUUCAUCAUACUUUGUUCAACAAACACAACUCAAUCCAUUUUCGUCAUUACCGUGACAUACACACCCACCGUUUUCUCAAUUAUAUCACAAAAUUCCUUCUUUGUAGAAACAAACAAUGCAUCUAGAGCUUGAUGCUUUUACUGCUUUGGUUAUUAUUUUGUGUUUCCUUGGAUUGAUUCUCAAGGAGACAGUAAUGGGAGGGAGUAGUUCAAAAGAGUCCCACUCUCACAAGAGACAUGUAACUUCACCGUCAUCAUCAUCAUAUGGGUCUGUUGGUUCUUCGUCUUCUUCGGAUAUUCAUAACUUUGGAUAUCCGCAAUCGUCUUAUCCAUAUAAUAAACCGUAUCAAAGACCUAAUUACCAGCGGAAUACACAGGCUAACUUGCAUGAUUAUUCACGACCUAAUAGGAAGUUGGAUAGGAGGUAUUCAAGGAUUGCUGAUGAUUAUCAUUCUCUUGAUGAGGUUACUGCUGCUCUUUCUCAUGCUGGAUUGGAAUCGUCGAAUCUAAUUGUUGGCAUUGAUUUCACAAAGAGCAACGAGUGGACUGGGAAGAGGUCAUUCAAUCGAAAAAGUUUACAUCACAUCGGAAAUGGUCAAAAUCCUUAUGAGCAAGCAAUUGCGAUUAUUGGGAAGACAUUAAUCUCUUUUGAUGAGGAUAACAUGAUUCCGUGUUUUGGAUUUGGAGAUGCAUCAACUCAUGAUCAAGAUGUCUUCAGUUUCCAUUCGGAUGAGAGAUUCUGCAAUGGAUUUGAAGAAGUUUUGUCAAGAUAUAGAGAGAUUGUUCCAUGCCUCCGACUCGCAGGACCAACUUCAUUUGCCCCUAUUAUUGAGAUGGCCAUGACUAUUGUUGAGAAAAGUGGUGGCCAAUAUCAUGUCUUGCUUAUAAUAGCUGAUGGACAGGUGACUAGAAGCGUUGACACAGAGAAUGGCAAGCUAAGUUCACAGGAAAAGAAGACAAUUGAUGCAAUAGUAAAAGCUAGUGAGUAUCCACUAUCGAUAGUUUUGGUUGGAGUCGGAGAUGGGCCGUGGGAUAUGAUGAGGGAAUUUGACGAUAACAUUCCAGCUCGAGCCUUCGACAACUUUCAGUUUGUGAAUUUUACUGAAAUAAUGUCAAAGAAUGUGGAUUCAAAUCGAAAAGAGACAGAGUUUGCUCUAGCAGCUUUGAUGGAGAUACCAUCUCAAUAUAAGGCAACCAUAGAUCACAACCUAUUGGGGACUCGAAGGGGACAUUCACCAGACAGGGUUCCAUUACCUCCACCUCAAUACGAUAGAGCUUCUUCUAGUAACAGCGCAGCAUAUAUCCGUUCAAACAGUUUUCAACAGGGCACAUCAUAUAUCCGUUCAAACAGUUUUCAGCAGAGUACACAUACGAAUGCGAGCAACAACAUUGAAAUGAACACAGAGCCGUCUUCAUCUGGUUUAUAUGACAAUAAGGUUUGCCCGAUUUGUCUUACUAAUACGAAGGAUAUGGCCUUUGGCUGCGGGCAUCAGACUUGUUGCGAAUGUGGAGAAAGCCUUGAACUCUGCCCUAUUUGUCGGAGUACAAUCUAUACCAGAAUAAAGCUUUACUGAGCUUCCAACCUCGGGGCCCGAUAAGGAUUCUUCCAAGGAUUCUUCCCUUGUUCUUGGACGUUGGACUGGGAUCCUCUACGACCGGAUGCACCAUAAAGCCGAAAUAGAUGAUCUAUUUUGUUCUUGUACACAAUUAUGUAACACAAUUUUGAACCAAAAAAUAUAUAUGUAAGGUUAGGAAGAUUUGUUUACAGAAUGAAGUGGUGUUGUCUCAUUUGUAAAUAUGAAGUUUGUGUUGUGUGGAAGGUUUGAUUUUUUGAACGGAUUCAUUCAAAAUUGAUUCCUAUAUGAAA
Molecule: messenger RNA, 1966 nt
Organism: Vicia villosa (hairy vetch)
Lineage: Eukaryota; Viridiplantae; Streptophyta; Magnoliopsida; Fabales; Fabaceae
Product: E3 ubiquitin-protein ligase RGLG5-like
Exons: 11
Coding region: 216-1673 (485 amino acids)
Source: RefSeq, a predicted model, not a curated record